Molecule: messenger RNA, 1713 nt
Organism: Fraxinus pennsylvanica
Lineage: Eukaryota; Viridiplantae; Streptophyta; Magnoliopsida; Lamiales; Oleaceae
Source: the annotation of a GenBank genome assembly
AUGUUUGGUAACCCGAAGAUCAACAAAGGAAUCUUUUCACUGCUCGGAAACAGAACAGUGAAAAGAAGAAUCAUAGUCGGUCUAAAAUCUGAUAAUUCCAGCAGAGAAAUGCUUCUCCGUUUACUAAAUUCGGUUGUGGUAGCAGGAGACUAUGUUCUGGCAGUUCAUGUUCAGGGAUCAGAUGAUACAUUUGAUCCUAACACCUUUUACAUCCACGAAGAUCUCUGCAAGUCGAAGCAGGUGGAUUUUGAAGUCAAGGUUUGUCGACGAAACUGUUACAUUACUGAAUUAAGCCACCAAGUUCGGAUAAAUUUUGCAACAAUUCUUGCGGUGGGAUGCACAAGUCCAUGGCCAAAAGAUUCAACAAUUGCAAAAUGUUUGAAAGCAUUACCUCCCACUUGCACCCUUCUAGUAAUGGAUAAUGGAGGAAAGAUUUUAUUACAGAAAGAGGGAUCUUCCCAGGAAGGAUCCUAUAUUAAACUUCUUAGAUCUUUGCAGGAAGGAUCCUCUAUUAAAGUUCUUCGACCUUCUGUGUCAUCUUUAUCAGGAUCCAAAAGCUGUGAUCAGCCAGGAACUAAGCCUCUGUUCCAAAAAUCUUCGUCAAUGCCAUGUUCCUCAACAUCAUCAAAACCACAACAAAAUGAAAGUAGAAACUGGCCAAUCAUGAAGGAAAACUUGCAAGGUUAUGAUGUUGCAACUCCAGAAUUGUUCCAAAGAUUAGCUACAUUACAAGUGAAGGGAUACACCAGGCGCUAUACAUUUGACGAGUUAAAGUGCGCAACACAAAAUUUUAGUCCCGAUAUGUUGAUCGGAGAAGGAGGACAUAGUCAAGUUUAUCGAGCUGUUUUUAACAAUGAUCAGGCUGUGGCAGUGAAAGUCCUCAAGUCCUCCCGAUUAUCUGAAGAGGAUCUUUUCCGGGAAGUGGAGAUAUCAAGUGGCUUGAGCCAUGAAAACAUGAUUCACCUACUUGGAUACUGUUACAGUAAAGAUAUACGUGCAAUUGUUUAUAACUUGCUAAGUUCAAGCCUGAAACAAAGACUCAAAUACCUUACUUGGAAAGAGAGGAUGCAAGUUGCAGUUGGUGUGGCACGGGCAUUGGAAUACCUUCAUUCUUUCUAUCCACCCAUCAUCCAUAGGGAUGUGAAGUCAUCUAACAUCCUCCUCUCCGAAGACUGCAAACCACAACUGUCAGAUUUUGGGGCAGCAAUUGUACAUCAGCAAACUCAGCAGUCAUCAUCUGCAUAUGCAAAGCCAAUUAAUGUUGUUGGAACAUUUGGAUACCUGGCUCCAGAGUACAUGAUGUAUGGAAAAGUUGAUGAAAAAAUAGAUGUUUAUUCUUAUGGAGUGGUACUCUUGGAAUUAAUUACUGGGAAAGAAGCUAUUCAAUCAAACUCACCAUCCAAUCGUGAAAGCUUGGUACUCUGGGCAAGGUCUCUGCUCACCUGCAGCCUAUGUGAGCGACUAAUUGAUCCUGACCUCAAGGAAGACUAUGACAAGGAUGAGAUGAAAACAAUGAUGAUUGCAGCUCGCCUGUGUCUCUUGCAUUCAUCUUCUAGAAGGCCAACAAUGAAAACCAUCUUGCAUUUAUUUGAGGAGCCAGAAAACUGGUUGGAGAUGCAUAAGAAGAGAGAAGAGCUUCCGAGUGCACUUGGUAAACAUGAAAUGGUGUUGAACGCAGUUGAUGAUUCAGAUCCCCAUGAUUUUGGGUUAUAG